AUGAGCACGAACGAGAAUGAUUCCGGUAUAGACCAAGAUUACGACUACAUUUUUGGACCGUUUCAAAAUGCAGCGGCGCAUUAUUCUUCCGAUUCAUGGCGAGGUUCUUCGCCCGAUUUGCCUCAAGGCGAUAAAAACGACGAGGUAGCACCUGAGCAUGCUCAAGCUGCAGUGGAGGAAGGAGGAAAAGAAUACCAAGAGCAAGAAAAAGAAGACCACCAAGUAGGGGAAGAAGAAGAAGAAGAAGAAGAAUCAGUAGAAGGGGAAGAAUGGAUAGACGAAAGUUCAGAAGAUGAGGCAGGAAGGGAGCGAUACUACCAGGGAAGCAGACAAGCAAUACUUUCUAAAUCGGUCCUACGGCAGAACCAAAGGCAAUGCCUGACUAAGGAAUGUGUGAAAGCAUAUCAGACCUUACUCAAUGACAUGCACGUUGACGCCGACUACGAGCCUAACACGCCGGAAGAGGAAUUGUCUCUCGUUACUACAAAGGUUGGCUUGACUCAGUGGACGAAAAGAGAAGAGGACAAUUUCUUCAUAGCUUUAGCGCGCAAGGGAAAGAACAGCGUCGAAAAAAUCACACAACACGUUCAGUCAAAGUCCCAGUUAGAAGUGCAGGAGUAUAUUAGCCUUCUGCAGAACGCUGUGCAAGAAACUGGUGAAGAAAACCAAGACGAGCUUAUUAGGUCAUUCGACAUACCAGCCGCUGUAGAGAUUAGUGAAGAAACCGACGAGGUUCUUGACCAUCUUGCAGAACAUGUUUCGAUUCUGGACCAACGUACGAAGUCGAUUGAGGGCAGAGAAAAGCACGGGCGUGACACUUGGCUCAUCGACUCAAAGACGGCUUCAAGGAUCGACGAUGGUGACGAACCAGACAAACCUGAUGCUUUGAAACCUGGAAUAUCGUCCGUCGCCGAACUCUUCGAUUUGACGGAAUGGGUUCGGCUAUCUAGGAAAAUAUUCAUGAAUUCCGGCACAUCUCGGUUCGAGGACAACUGGAGGAACCUCGCCUUCAAAGACGAGAGCCCAUCUCUUACAGCAGACGCUUUUACGGAUCUUCACGAUCAUGCGAUGAGCAUCACUCGGCACCUAGUUGAAAUUUCCCUCUUAUUUGCACAAGAUCGAUUGGCAAGGGUUUUGCACGUUGAACACGAACGACAAGUCAAAAAAAGCGACGUUUUGAAAGCCCUGAGUGCUCUAAACAUGAAGCCUAAUGCAUUUCACCAUUUUAUCGGCGUUGCACGGCGACUGCAACUUGACGUCGCAGAUAUCUCAAACAAGAGAGGCAGGAAUAAUCGCUACCUCUCAUACGACGAGGUCGAAAAGGUCCUAUCUAGGAAGCGUCGACAUGGUUCUGCGCGGUCGAGAAGGGGCUCUGUUUCUCGGGGACGGACCAGCGGAAAAUCGGAAAGGAAUUUUGACGAAGACGACGACCUUUACUUGUCUCCACAUCUUAGUGAAAGUGAAAUGGCAGAAGGGGAAGGCUCGGAUGAGGAAGUGCUCUCCGUCUUGGACGAUGAUGACCAAUUUCAUUCCUCCAUCGAAGACAUCAACCAAUCGAGGAUUCAUGCAGCGGAACAUGAAGCCAGCGAUGACGACCACUGCAGAACCGAAGCCGAAGCCGAAACCGAAAUCGAACGGCACAUUGACGAAUACACCGAAUUCAUCGACCAAGAAGCCAGCAAGGACGACGAACUAGCUCUUCGUCAGCUACUUCAGUGUCCCGAGAUAGAUGACCUUCCACCGAUUGUCAAAGCGGAACAAGAUGAAGCCCCUCCGAUGCCAGAAGUUGAGUCCAAGAAAAGGCACAAUGACGACGUGGAUUGGAAGGAUGGACUCGUUUAUCAGGCUGAAUGGGAGGCUUUUGGGCCGAAUUUGCAGCAGGUUGAUGAGGCUAUUGCGAAAAACCACAAGAAAAGACGUCUUGAGUAA
Talaromyces rugulosus is the source of this 1929-nucleotide messenger RNA. RefSeq lists its product as uncharacterized. The record is from RefSeq and is a predicted model, not a curated record. The coding region runs from base 1 to 1929 and encodes 642 amino acids. The transcript has a single exon. Lineage: Eukaryota; Fungi; Ascomycota; Eurotiomycetes; Eurotiales; Trichocomaceae. Gene Ontology annotation, biological process: nucleolar large rRNA transcription by RNA polymerase I; transcription initiation at RNA polymerase I promoter. Gene Ontology annotation, cellular component: RNA polymerase I upstream activating factor complex. Gene Ontology annotation, molecular function: RNA polymerase I general transcription initiation factor activity; rDNA binding.